Ectocarpus siliculosus is the source of this 2232-nucleotide messenger RNA. NCBI's taxonomy places the organism in Eukaryota, Phaeophyceae, Ectocarpales, Ectocarpaceae. The record is from the annotation of a GenBank genome assembly.
AUGUCUGGAAGCGCCUUGUUUUUCAAGUGUGGUUCAGACGUUGACCUUGCCCGCUUUGUUCCCCUCGUGCCUCCUGUUACAUGUCCACUUGCUGGUUCUCGCAGCAUCGCUGACCACAAUUUUAUCGAGACCCUCAAGGAAUGCUACUAUGCAUUCGAAGCCCUGACACAACACCCGUACGAGUUCAAGAGCUACGAGUGGGGACGCUUUCCGGAGAUCGUGACAAUCGACGGGUGCGCGAAAAUCAACACGGACAACACAGACACAUCCCAGUUCCAGAUCGCUCGGACGGAAAGGCACGUGGACACUGAUCACCAGCACCAGCUGCUGAAGAUCUCGAUGAUAUCGAAGAUGGUGUUCCCCAAGCGUGUCCGCUUCGUGCUGGAGGCUGCGCCAACAUUCGGAUUUUCAAACCGUAUUUCGAACCUCAUGUUCCGUACGGCACGGGGCAAGAUGGCGGAUCCCGGAUCUCCGCAGACCGGAGACUUGGGGGAGCUUGUGAAAGCACUUGGUGACGACGCCAUCACCGACCUCUCAAGCAAGUCCUUCGCUGACCUCAAGAACAUCUACACACUCUGCUUCGCCGGUCGGAAGGGUAUUAGCAGGUUCAGGAACAAGGAUGCGCUGGUCCAGUGCUUCCAAGAGCUCUGGAUUUCCAGAGAUGGGGGGGGUGCGGGGGAGCGAUGCUCGAAACUGUUCAUUGGCAAACAACCGGGGACGACGGCAGGAGUGGAAGGCGCCUUUACUCCUGACGGAGUAAUGUACGCUAACGUCUUCCAGAUCGCGGCGGAGAGCGCUGCGGACGCGGUAGAUGUCUCAGCGCACUUCUUGGUACCACCAAGCCUGAUGAUCACAGAUAUUCCAUGCAUGCUGGCGCCGAUCGCGGAAAGACUACACCCCUGGCUACUGGAAAAUGAAGGCCGACUGCCUCGGGAUGCCGACGGCGUUGUGUCCUUGCCGGCACUGCAGCACCUCGGUGCCCAUGCGCACGAGUUUCCCGAUGAGCACAGCGUGAAGUUCCCAACGGAGUCGUUCCCAUCUCCUCCUCCAUCAUCGGCAACGGACGUGGUUGUUGACAACAUCUACGCGGUCUACGCCGACGCGAAUUUUUCCCUUCCCGCCCAACCGCAUGUCAACUUCGGCGCCCUCCUUCAACGUUCAGCGAGGAGUGCCACUGCUGAGGUUGGUGACACUUCGUCUUUAUCCAAGCGCUUCUGCACCCUGGCCGAGAACCAGCUCAUCUCUCUUCACCAGCAAGGGUGCUACGCCAUGACUCUCUUCGAGGUUGUGGCUGUGUUCUCAGCUUGGCUUCAUCGUGCAGUCAACGCGAAGGCGGACGACGGAGGGGCGAUCCCAGGCCUCGUCCCACCGGAUGAGGGGGGAACGAACGAUACUUCUUCAGACCACGAGAUGGACGACUCACAUCAGAGCGCGCGAUGGAUGACUUGUCGCUGUCCGAGCUCUGCUCAAUCUCCCAAUUCUUCGAGAAAGUUCUCCGAGUAGCAGUUGGAUCAAUCACGAGUGACUCUGAGUGGUCUGGGCCUGGGUUUUUGGAGUUGGCGCUAUUCGACGAUCCAACCGAGGAAGGUGGCGGGAGACCACGCGCACUCAGAAGCUUGGACGAAGUCAUCGGCGUAUAUCACAUGAGGAAGACGUCCUUCAUUACCGACCGUCUGGGUGCUGACAACGCCGCCCUUCGCACACGUGCAUACCGCCUUGUUCAAGCAGGGGUCGGGUUUGGCGUGGCAGAACACUCCGUCAAAGCGUUGCAGAUAGCGCUUUCCAGCGACUCUCUGGGGUUCACGUUGAACGACGACGGGAUGCUUCCUGGAUACAACAUUUCCUUCAACUUCAAACGGACCCGUUCUAAGGAGUUUGGCCACUUUUACCGCGGUCAGAGAGUAGGAAUGUGGCUAGGCCCCGACGGGCCGCACGAGGGAAACCACCAGGGAGCCUGCCAAGAGAAGUAUGGCGGCGGGACUCGGUGCAAGCAACUCACUGGCGUUAACCUGAACCCUCAUGAGCAAAACCACUCGAAGAAGACCAAGUACCUGCCCAGCGUCAGCGGCAUGGGGUUCGAUACGUUCACCUUCAACAUCACCUUGAUCAACGAGCUUGAGAACGCAUCCAUCAACCGCCGCACGUGCAACCUGGCCGUCACUUCUGCAACUCACCACCCGCACGGGCGUCUACAUGCCUGCUGUUCUGAAGUGUGGAUUUGCGGGCGCUGCU